CUGCCCCGCCGCUCCCCGCAACAAUGAUUGCCUUAUAGUGACUGUAAUGUCCCACGGUAUGGAGGGAAAGGUAUAUGCUCGUGAUAUGUCCUAUCCGGUAGAACGUUUAUGGAAUCCAUUUUUGGGUGAAAACUGUAGAUCGUUGAUAAAUAAACCGAAAUUGUUUUUUAUACAGGCCUGUCGUGGUGAAAAUCUAGAAAAGGCCGUUACAUACGAUGCCUUUGCGCCCAUGUCGCGUACACUCAAUGUGAAUGCAGAGCCAGAGAAGCCACCCACAAUCACGUAUGCGAUACCAAAUACAGCCGAUAUGUUGGUUAUGUAUUCCACAUUUGAAAAAUAUUACUCUUUCCGUAAUGUUGAAAAUGGUUCAUGGUUUAUACAGAGUUUGUGUUCGGUGCUAAAUGAAGCCGCAGCCGGUGCAGCUCUUACUAAAGAGGGCGCUGAACUGUUACGUCUGCUAACUGCCGUCAAUCGUAAAGUGGCCUAUGAGUAUCAAUCGAAUGCUAAAUAUGAAGCCCUUAAUCAAAUGAAAGAAAUGCCAAAUUUUCUAUCGACCCUCACGAAAACCUUUUAUCUGCGAGUGAAACGUAUUAACAACAGUUAAACAUAUUCUGAAAGUGAAUCAUCAAAUUUCUUUCCACAUAAUUAGACAAAAAUAAAAAAUUAAACAAAUCAAAAUUAUACAACUACAUUUAAGCAAAUAAAUUAAUAC
Lucilia sericata (common green bottle fly) is the source of this 712-nucleotide messenger RNA. RefSeq names its product caspase-7-like. Gene Ontology annotation, cellular component: cytoplasm. The record is from RefSeq and is a predicted model, not a curated record. NCBI's taxonomy places the organism in Eukaryota, Metazoa, Arthropoda, Insecta, Diptera, Calliphoridae. The transcript is spliced from 3 exons. The annotation marks the transcript as partial. Gene Ontology annotation, biological process: proteolysis; apoptotic process.